ACCUCACACUGGUAUAAAGGCCGUGCCCCUCCAGCCGCAGGAAGGCAUUCGAGACCACUCGCACCCGUGGGGACUACUCGGUCAGCCCGGGCUCAGCCUCCGUACUAACAUACCAUCGUACACGUCUCCAGCAGCCUGGUCAAACACACGUCAGAAUGCCUCCCUACGAGAAAUCCAUGGAAAUUAUGCCUUUCAAACAAAGGAAGUGCCUGGCCACAAGAAAAGAUGAAGUCUGCACUAUUCGAUCUAAGUUCCCUAACAAAUUGCCGGUAAUCGUUGAGAGAUACGUUCGGGAGAAAAAGCUUCCCCUGCUAGACAAAACCAAAUUUCUUGUCCCAUAUGAGCUCACAUUAGGACAGUUCCUCAGUCUACUCAGAAGUAAGAUAGUGCUGGAGGCCUCUCAAGCCCUGUACCUACUGAUCUCAGGAAAGAACAUGUCCUGUUUGUCAGCCAGCAUGGGAGAGGUUUACUCACAGUACAGAGACCCUGAUGGCUUUCUCUAUAUAACGUAUGCUUCCCAGGACAUGUUUGGGUUAUAUUGAGCCCUUCAAAAUGAAGAAAAGAAGAUUUUGCUUGCACUACUCUUCAAGCUGAUCUUCCUCAGUCAUGGUUCUUUAAGUACCUACAGGACACAAACAGUCCCUGGGAUGUCCUGUUACAAAGAGAGGGAGAGGUUCCUUGGUCAUCCUCCAUGACUGUGCAUCAGUGUUCCAAAAACUAACAUGAAGGAGAUGGACAAACAAACAACACUUGUGAUCACCUACUCUGGUAUGAAAAUGAGUGCAAACAACACAGUCAUUCUGCACUUAGCUACAACUGUGGCUGGGAAACCUCAAUAAAUCAGUUAAGUUCUUUUAAAAUAAUUUCUGAUUGUUUUUUUCUUUAUCCAUUUUGUAAGAUUCUAUGGAAGCCAGAUCUCGCCAUGGUAUAUAUAUA
This is a messenger RNA of Myxocyprinus asiaticus (Chinese sucker), 936 nucleotides long. RefSeq names its product microtubule-associated proteins 1A/1B light chain 3C-like. Gene Ontology annotation, molecular function: ubiquitin protein ligase binding. Bases 156 to 542 code for a protein of 128 amino acids. Gene Ontology annotation, biological process: autophagy of mitochondrion; macroautophagy; cellular response to nitrogen starvation. The transcript has 5 exons. Gene Ontology annotation, cellular component: cytosol; autophagosome; autophagosome membrane. The record is from RefSeq and is a predicted model, not a curated record. Lineage: Eukaryota; Metazoa; Chordata; Actinopteri; Cypriniformes; Catostomidae.